This is a messenger RNA of Durio zibethinus, 1975 nucleotides long. Its product is annotated as homeobox protein HD1-like. The record is from RefSeq and is a predicted model, not a curated record. NCBI's taxonomy places the organism in Eukaryota, Viridiplantae, Streptophyta, Magnoliopsida, Malvales, Malvaceae. Gene Ontology annotation, biological process: regulation of DNA-templated transcription. Gene Ontology annotation, molecular function: DNA binding. Gene Ontology annotation, cellular component: nucleus.
AGUCAGACCAUAUAAACAGCUUUAUCUAUUGGUUUUUUUUUUACUUUUCCCUGCUACCCUCUCCCUUCUAUCUUUUUUCUCUGAAAAAACUAUUUCCCCAAAGACUUUCAAACAAAGCUUUGGAAAAAUCUCCUCUCUCUGUCUCUCAUAUAUCUGUUUUGCUUUUGAUUAUUUUUUUCAUGCUUUUGCUUCUUUAACUUUAUCUGUUUAUGUAAAUAGUAUAAGUAAAACCCUGCACAUAUAGCAGAGGAGGGUGGUGCAGAAAGCCUUGUGUCUCAGAUCCCGAUAUACUGAUUCUCUCUUACACCAUUAACGAGAAAAAAGAAACUUUGUUUUCCCUUUCCUUCUCUCUCUUUCUUUUCCAUUAAAAACGUUCAAAGAAAUACUAGCCUCGGCUUAGUUCACUUCACUCUCAAGCACAAGGGUCUUUCUUUGUGGUCCUUUACUGCUACAUCGUUUCUUUUGUAACCCUCUUUUUUGUUCUUCAGUCCUUAAUAUACUUUCCCUUUAGUACUUUGUAUUAUAUACUUGGGUCUAUACUCGUUAGUGGUUCCAAGAAAUGCAAGAACCAGGGUUAGGCAUGAUGAGUAGUGGUGGGAGUGGUGCAAUUGGAGGGUUAAACAGCGGUGAAGUGUCUGUUUCCGGUGACCAGAAUCGUCAGCUCAAGGCUGAGAUAGCUACUCAUCCGCUUUAUGAGCAGCUUUUGGCAGCUCAUGUUUCUUGUCUCCGUGUUGCUACACCAAUUGAUCAGUUCCCAUUGAUCGAUGCUCAGUUAGAACAGUCUCAUAAUCUUCUUAGGUCAUAUGCUUCACAACAUCACCAACACGGUCACUGCUUAUCAUCCCAUGAGAGACAGGAGCUUGACAACUUCUUGUCACAUUAUUUGAUAGUGCUGUGUACGUUCAAAGAACAGCUUCAACAACAUGUCAGAAUCCAUGCCGUUGAAGCUGUCAUGGCUUGCCGUGAAAUAGAAAAUAACUUACAAGCUCUCACUGGAGUAACCUUGGCUGAAGGUACAGGUGCAACAAUGUCAGAUGAUGAGGAUGAGCUGCAAAUGAACUUCUCUUUGGAUCAACCUGGUGCUGAUGGGCAUGACUUAAUGGGUUUUGGUCCCCUACUUCCUACUGAAUCUGAAAGGUCUUUGAUGGAGAGGGUUCGGCAGGAGCUGAAGAUUGAACUGAAACAGGGCUUCAAAUCAAAAAUUGAAGAUGUGAGGGAGGAAAUUCUACGAAAAAGAAGGGCUGGAAAAUUACCAGGUGACACAACUACAGUGCUGAAGAACUGGUGGCAGCAACAUUCAAAGUGGCCAUAUCCAACUGAAGAUGACAAGGCCAAACUUGUGGAAGAGACAGGAUUGCAGCUAAAGCAAAUCAACAACUGGUUCAUCAACCAAAGGAAGCGCAACUGGCAUAGCAACUCUCAAUCUGUGACCUCCUUAAAGUCCAAGCGGAAAAGGUAGACAAUAAAUUCCGUGAGGAAUGCAGAAGAAGAAAGUUUCAACACGCUGAUGUUAGUAUAGCUAUUACGUGACCUCUUGGGGUAAAUAGCUGUGGGCUAACAUUUUGAGAAGGUGCUGAAAAGAAUCUGGGAAGUUGGAUGAUUUCAAAAACCAAAUACAGGUUGUAAUAGGAUGAGUUUUAUAUGGCUUACAUGUUUGUAGAUUCAAGUUUCUAACAAAAUAAACAAACUUCCUGUCAGAUAUUUUUUUAUUGAGGUGUCUCUAAUUUCUAAUAUUCCUGAAUCGAGAAUUUACUAGUUGAAAUGCGAGUCAUUGCCACAAUUCCAGACUCAGAAUUAGAGACAAUGCAUGAAUGGGCCCCAAAACUGAUUUUCUUUAUUAAAAUAGGCUAUCCAAAAUAUUCCUUUAUUUUUCUAGGCCUCGCGAUAAUUUUAAAACAGGCGGGUAAUGAAGUCCUGCGCUUAAAAAUAUUUUAGUUUUCAAUGUACAAGAGUUUCAGAAUUCUAACUUAGCCAU